GCGCACUAUGCUCUCAUGCUCAGAAGCCGCUUGAACUGAACAGUGACAGCGCCACGGUCUAUGAUGGUUCGUGCGAAGAUCCCGGAGAACAGGGCUCGGCAGAUCGUGAUCCACGAUGCGGUCAACAACACCUUUGAACUGGACGAGAAUGUGUUACGACGUAUUCUGUUACAAGAUGGUGUAAGGGACAAGCCUGUUGCGGUAAUUCCCGUGGUGGGAGCCUUGCGGAAAGGAAAGUCCUUUAUGCUCAACUUUUUCCUCAGAUACAUGAAGCAUCUUCAAGUACAUGCACAAUGUUCAAGCAAGUGUGCAGACUGGCUCGAAGAUCCUGAUGCGCCAUUGAAGGGAUUUUCAUGGCGCGCUGGUAUGAGAGGGGACACAUCGGGUAUCCUCAUGUGGGACGAAGUGUUCACGGUUACAACAUCUGAGGGCAAGCAGGUGGCUGUCGUCUUCAUGGACACAGAGGGCGUCUUUGACCGUGGUGCAACAAUGAAGGAGUGCACUACCAUUUUUGCUCUCAGCACCCUGAUUAGUUCCACCCUGGUGUACAACAUCUCCCAGAUGUUACAAGAAAACGUCCUCCAAUUUCUGCAGUUUUUCACAGAGUACGGGCGUCUUGCAGCAGGGAACACGUCCGAGAAGCCUUUCGACAAGCUUACGUUUCUUGUGCGCGACUGGAGCUCCCCCUUCGAUGCUCCGUACGGUGCGGAAGGCGGAAGGGCCGUUCUGAACGAAUGGCUAAACGUUUCGGAGCAGCAACAUGAAGAUGGGCGACAAAUCCGCGAGCACAUCCGAUCCUGCUUCUCAGAGGUGGAUUGCUUCCUUAUGCCUCAUCCUGGACUCAAGGUGGCUACUUCAGCUGAGUUUGACGGACGCUCAUCUGAUAUCGGCAGAGACUUUAUAGUUCAGCUAAAUGACCUGGUACCUAGGCUCCUCGCUCCAGACAACCUCGUGGUGAAAAAGAUCAAUGGCACAGAAGUUACCUGUGAGGCGCUGCUAAAGUACAUCAAGGCUUACACGAACACUUUUGUGAUGGAUAAACUUCCAGAGCCCAGGUCUAUAUUGCAGGCAGCAGCAGAAGUGUAUUACUCGGAGGCUGUCGCGACAGAGAUAAAACAGUAUAACAGUGAUAUGGAUGAGAUUUGUGGCAAGGAGGAAGGCAUGAAGGUCCGUGUACUCAGCGAGCAUCACCUGCGCUUGAAGAGCUCUGCAGAGAUGCGCUUUCUGGGCAUUCCUAGCAUUGGUGGAGACGACUGCAAGAAGCGUUUUCUUGAGAAACUCAUGCAGGGAAUCGACACUCAAUACAAGAUGUAUGCCGAGAGCAAUAAAAGCAGACAAGCGGCAGCACGAUCCAAACGGAAGUACAAGAUCUACAAAGGAAUAGCAAUCGCAUCAACACUAGCGCUUGGAGCGGCUGGUGGCGCAGUCCUGGCUUCUGGGACCACCCGUGCAGCUAUCGCAGGCGUUGCCGAAAUUUCCUCGAAUGGCGCUCUCCGUGCGGGUCUUCUUGCAGUCGUCGGUUGUGCAAGGGCAACUACCCCGUAGAUGUAGAAUUUUACUUGAAAGACCCGAAGGGUUGGAAGGCACCUUGCGGUACCUCUGCACACUGAAUAAAGGGACAAACACAACA
This is a messenger RNA of Ornithodoros turicata, 1630 nucleotides long. RefSeq names its product atlastin-3-like. The transcript has 9 exons. Gene Ontology annotation, molecular function: GTP binding; GTPase activity. The record is from RefSeq and is a predicted model, not a curated record. Lineage: Eukaryota; Metazoa; Arthropoda; Arachnida; Ixodida; Argasidae. Gene Ontology annotation, biological process: endoplasmic reticulum organization; protein homooligomerization. The coding region runs from base 61 to 1545 and encodes 494 amino acids.